Messenger RNA from Cryphonectria parasitica EP155, 993 nucleotides. RefSeq names its product family 43 glycoside hydrolase. The transcript is spliced from 2 exons. Gene Ontology annotation, molecular function: hydrolase activity, hydrolyzing O-glycosyl compounds. Lineage: Eukaryota; Fungi; Ascomycota; Sordariomycetes; Diaporthales; Cryphonectriaceae. Gene Ontology annotation, biological process: carbohydrate metabolic process. Bases 1 to 993 code for a protein of 330 amino acids. The record is from RefSeq and is a predicted model, not a curated record.
AUGCAAUUUCUACCGGGACUCGCAACUUUCUUCAGCAUCGGAGGCACCUUGUUCAGCAGUGUCACGGCAUGGACCAACCCCAUCAGAGACCCAGGCGGUUCGGACCCGUUUCUCGUUUAUUCAGGCGAUGGUUACUAUUACCUCUUGACAACCACCUGGACCAAUGUCGAGAUCUCGCGGUCUACCACCAUCACAGACCUCAAGGCAAGCCCCGAGACCAAGACGGUCUUCUCGACCACCACAGCCUCCAUGUGCUGCAACGUCUGGAGCCCCGAGGUGCACUACCUGGGUGACAAGUGGUAUAUCUACUUUACUGCUGGGGAUGCAAGUGAUCUUGACGGCCAGAGACUGCACGUCUUGGAGGGUGGCAGCACACCAUGGGACGAUUACACCUACAUUGGCCAGCUCACAACCGAAUGGUCCAUCGACGCCUCGGUCCUCCGCUUCACCGACUGGGGCAACUGGCUCAUGUUCUCGUGCAUGCACGGCGAGACGUACCAGUCCAUCUGCAUCCAGAAGCUCUCGUCCACCUACACGGCGCUCACAGGCUCCAUCUACGUCAUCUCCACCCCGACCGAGGCUUUCGAGGAGAACGAGUACCCAGUCAACGAGGCCCCCGCCGCCCUCUACUUCAACGGCGUCACCUACAUCUCGUACGCCGCCUCCUACUGCUGGAGCCCGGACUACUGCAUCGGCCUGCUGACCUGGGACGGCGCGACGAACCCGGCCGAGGCGUCCGCCUGGUCCAAGAGGGACGGGUGUGUCUUCUCAAGCGCCAAUGGGAAUUACGGGACGGCCAGCAAUGGUUGGUUCCAGAGCCCGGACGCCUCGCAGACCUGGAUCGUGUACCAUGCCACGGAUAAUGCGGCGGGGGCGUGUGAUGAUACGAGGUAUACGAUGGUGCAGCUGCUGGGCACGCAUUCGGACGGCUCGCCUAACUUUGGGAGCCCUGUGGACUUUUCGCAUGCGUAUAGUGAGCCAUCUGGAGAGUAA